Molecule: messenger RNA, 1424 nt
Organism: Coffea eugenioides
Lineage: Eukaryota; Viridiplantae; Streptophyta; Magnoliopsida; Gentianales; Rubiaceae
Exons: 4
Coding region: 373-1164 (263 amino acids)
Source: RefSeq, a predicted model, not a curated record
AAUUUUUGUUCUCUUCAAUGAAAUUACAGUUACUUGUUGGAAGAGUGGAGAGAGAGGCAUGUUGAGCUAUCUGAAGAAGUUCCAACCAAUUUUUUGAACUUACCAUUUAUCAGUCUGAAGCUGCCACAGCAGGAAAACUCAUUUGAUUGUGGUCUUUUCCUCCUUUAUUAUGUGGAACGCUUUCUGCAGCAAGCUCCAGUAAACUUCAAUCCUUACACUGAAGCUUCUAACUUUCUCAACAAGGAAUGGUUCCAUCCUGCAGAAGCUUCUAGCAGACGUGAUUACAUCAAAAAACUAAUCUACAAAGUUUCCAAUGACAAUGCUCAUAAAAAUUCUGCAGUUGCCAAUGAACCUCAAUAUUCUUCACAUUAUAUGGUUGAGGGAGAAGUUAGUGAUGAAUCUCUUCUGGAAACGUGUGAUGGGAAAGAAGCAUGCAGGGGUGGUUACUCUGCUCCACAUGCUGAUGAAGAGACUCACGAAACAUCACAGGCAGCAAAUCCUAUGGAAUAUCUGCAGCCUUUAGGUCGACCAAAUUUUAUUCCUGGGGAUAUUUUGGGUGAAGGACAUACGGCAGGGUCUGUUGCAAAGCAAACUCAUCAAUUUCAUGGGAAAUCAGAACCACAUGAUCAGACCUGCAACAACAUGUCACCGAUAGAGGAAGAGGAAGCACCUUGGGAGCAAACAGCAUCAGUGGACACGGUAGGUGGCAGGCAAGCAGUUGCCAGUGUCAAGCAAAUUCCUAUGCAUCUUGAUUAUGAGGAUGUGGAGAUUUUGGAUGUCAAGUCCCUAAAUUCAUUAGAGAUGCAGGAUGAAGAAGCUGUUGUCCCGAGGGUGCUACAUGUUCUAGAUUCUGAAGCUAGGGACAAAAAGAAUGAUACUUCUUCAAUGUCAAGAGAGGAACUUGAUUGCUGUGUUGUUGAAGAUUCUGUGGAGGAAAAUGGGAGGUUUGAUACCAAUGAUAACGAAAAUCCUCUUUCCUGUGAAGCCACAACUGUGGCCUUUUACGAUCUGGAGGUAGAAUCUCCCAGUAAUACAAACAUCAAAGCUAAUCCCAGCAAACCGGUUGCUGCAUCAGAAGAAGAGCGGGACAUAGAAAGUGUGAAUAUUCUUACGAGUAGUUAUAGAAGACGCGGAAGAUUUCUGUCAAAAUAUUCACAUUGUUGAAAUGCAGUCUAAGUAUUUUGGUGGCCCGAGUAUUCUUGGUUUACCCGGUUUUGAAAGGCUAAGUAGGUUUACCUGCGGUCUCGUCCUGAAUUCAGAAGAAUGGUCAUAUCAUAUCAUAAGAGGUUUAUCGUCGCUAUAGUUUUUGGCAAACUUCUUGCUUUAGCUUUUUGGGAUAUGAGCCAGAGUUUUGAGCUGUAUAUAUGUGUAAAUACAUGGAUAUCUCAAUUAUCAAAUGGUGAGAUCUGUAGUGUGCAUUGGUU